Molecule: messenger RNA, 1936 nt
Organism: Chironomus riparius
Lineage: Eukaryota; Metazoa; Arthropoda; Insecta; Diptera; Chironomidae
Source: the annotation of a GenBank genome assembly
GUGACACAAUUUGACAUCUCAAAACGACCGUUAAUCAACAAACACCAAGAAUCGAGAAUUUCAAGAACUUUUAUCUUUCGAAAAUCUUCUUGAAUUCUCGCAUCUCCACAAAGACUCAUCUUAACAUAACCUUAAAAAAAACUAAGAGACAUACCAGAUCAUCAAAGCAAUCAGAAGUCCUCAAAAAGUAGUGCAAAAAAGAAUUUUUUUAAUAGCUUUGUUGAUUAUCUGGCUAUAAAUAUAAAAUAUAUAUUAAUAUUAUACAUAGUGUGAGAAUGAUUGAAGUAAACAUGACCCGCAGCUAUAUACAAAAAGUCAGUACAGAAGUGAAUGUGCAGUGCGAGGAUACUCAGCUCAGUUCUUGUCAUUGUGAGAGGAGAAAAAUGAAAAUAAAUCGAAAAAAGUCAACAAAACUUUUCAGUCAUAAAUUCCUGCUUAUUUUUCUCAUUGGAUUUGUGUCCUGCGUCCAUAGUUUGUCAUAUGCUGAGACAUCGUCAGUAAGCAGUAUUCAAAUGAAGAAAUUUGUUGAGGAUUCACAGGAUGUGUCGACAACGAGUGAGGAUGAUGAUAGUGAGGAAUUUGAUGAUUAUGAGACGCCGCAUCAGCGGGAGGAAGUAGCAAGGAAAUAUCAGGAACAGUCAAUAAAAUAUGAAACUCUUAAAAAGUCACAGAAUAGUCAUGAAAAUGUACAUCAUGAGAUUCAUGAGCUUCCAACUCCAACAACAAAUUCACCAUCAAAAUGCUCAGGAUCGUGUCUGGACAGGCAAGCUAAAGAAACUGAGGCACUUGAUGCAUUCAAAAAGACACUUCUUAUGAAGCUUGGCAUUGAAAAGCCACCAAAUGUGACAAAGGCAUACUCAGUGCCUGAACAUAUCCUCGAAGGACUUUGUAAGAAAAUGAAUAUGCCAAUUGAAUAUUGCACGAAUAAACAGCCAAAUUAUAAAAAUCUUGAAUAUCAAUCGGAUGAUCCCAACAGUUAUGGACAAGAUCAUAUCAUUGAGCAAACUGAGGAUGUGCAGUACAAUGCUGUUGAGAAUAGAAUUUAUGCUUUUCCUAAAUCCGCAUCGAAAGCUCGCCAUAAAAAUUAUUUAAAAUUCACGUUCGAUGAGAAUCAAGAGAAUAAUAAUGCGGUCGUGCAUGCAUCAUUAAACAUUUUUCUAAACAGCCGAAAAUUUCUCAAUUCUAAGAACAUUCCCAAUGACUUGACGGGAAUUGACAUUGAGAUUCAUCAGACAUUAGAGACUGGACGACAUACGGCAUUAUUUGAAGUAUUUCCAAAUUAUACGAUACCAGAUGCAGGCGAUGGACAAUAUGUGCAACUUAAUGUGACUACUUUGGUGUCUAAAUGGUUCCAUUCACAUAAUACUACUCAUGGGAUUGUGAUUAAAAUUAAAUCAUCGGUGGACGGGUCAGCGCUGUCGCAUAAUUUUGUAUCGCUUGAUGGUGGAAAUAAUCUUAAGCGUCCAUACCUCGACAUUCUUCCACGAGAUCAGCGCAAAAGGCGAACAAAACGCAGUCAUCUGAUUUGUCCAAAAGACAGCACGGAGCAUCGAUGUUGUCGACAUCCAUUAACAGUAGAUUUCGAAAAGUUCGGAUGGGAUUGGAUUAUCGCACCGAAACGAUACGAUGCAAAUUAUUGUGCAGGCGAGUGUCAGAUAGCAUUUAUGCAAAAGUACGCGCAUACGCACGUCGUGCAGCUAAGUACGGCAGCGAAUCCCUGCUGUUCACCUCGUAAAAUGUCAUCAAUGCAACUUCUGUAUUUUGAUGCAAAUUUAAACAUUAUUCUUGGUACAAUUCCGCACAUGAUUGUUGAGGAUUGCUUUUGCUCGUAAACUACUUUAUUUCGUGUACAAAUUGAAAUUUUUUUUUCAUUAAUUUUAUUAUAUUAUUUUUUUGUGUGUGUUUGUCUCUCUUAUAAGAUUUAUUUUAUUUCUUU